Messenger RNA from Aspergillus sclerotioniger CBS 115572, 1530 nucleotides. RefSeq lists its product as uncharacterized. The transcript has a single exon. Gene Ontology annotation, molecular function: ubiquitin protein ligase activity. Lineage: Eukaryota; Fungi; Ascomycota; Eurotiomycetes; Eurotiales; Aspergillaceae. Bases 1 to 1530 code for a protein of 509 amino acids. The record is from RefSeq and is a predicted model, not a curated record.
AUGUCCCCCCGAUAUUCAUACAGUCAUCUCUCCGAUAUUCUUAAGCUCUAUCCAGACGAUGAACCCCACUGUGUCGGCCACGCCCCCUCCCAAAAACGUCGUUGUCUCGCCCCCACCAACGCUAGAAGCCGUAAUGAGGCACGCCGCCUCAUUGAUCAAGGGACCAGCAUGAUUCAGGCCGGGCAGUGUAUCGAUAGCCUGCUCUAUGACCUGGCUCCACUUGUUCUCUGCACGAGGUGGCAUCAGGGCCAGGCUUGCAAUUUGGCAAAUUCAUGGAUUUCACAAGUCAGUGGCUACAUGACAGGACAGAAUACCACCAGGCAGUCGAGUUUACUGUAUAAUUCGUGGCAGUCGACUCAGACGUAUACGCCUUGGCAGCCGCAGCUACAAUUCCCACCACAGCUCCAAUCACCGCUUCAACCACAGCCACCGCCUGCAUAUGUUGAUACAAAUGCAACGGGUAGAAUUUCGGAGCUUACAAGAAAGGUGCAGGCUGCUGAGAAGGAGGUGAAGAGGGCACGUAAGAGGGAGGAGAGGGCGAAGAGGGAAGCCGAACGUAUCAGGCAGGAUACCCAGAGCUUGGUGAGGAGAAGCGUGGCAAUGGGAUUUGCCAGGGGACAAGAGGAAGCAGGAAGGAAUGCUUCUGGGGUACAUGCCGCUGCGAUGACCGGACAAGUGCAUGAAUUGCGAAGGGGUGAUUUGGUGUCACCACGCAGAGAGGGGACUCGUGGACGAGGUGUUGAUAUCACCCCACGGAUUGGCACUACGACUACUAUAAAUGGGGAUUCACAGACUAACGCCACAAACAAUCAGCAAAGUCAGCGUGCUGCUAAUGCGGCCUCCGUAUCUGAUGCCAGCAACAACCGCAGUGGACCGUCUACACCAACAUCUACUGAACAACGUGCUGUCAACGCUACCUCGGUAUCUAACUCUGCCGAUACAUAUAGGGCCAGCAACACAUCAGCUACUUCGCUCUCUACUGAGCAACCCACCGUCAGUUCCAACUCCGUAUCCAGCACCGUUGACACCAAUACCACCAGCGCACCAGCUACCCCAUCUCCUACUACCGAUCGACGUGCUGUCAAUCCAAAUUCCAGCACCACCAGCACCACCAGCCCAAGCAGCACUUCCAACUCAAGCAACACAGAAGUCUCGACUCCCAACCCCACCACUCCAUCAACUCCCCAAGACACCCCUUCCCAGCCAGAACCAGCCCUAAUCAUACAAACCCAACCCACACUUACACCUGCUCCCUCCCUCACCCCUCCUCCAACCCCUCCACCAACGAUCACCACCCACGGCAUUACCCGUCAACCCAUCGACGGCGAGUGCUGCAUAUGCAUUCUCCCUCUCCUCGAAGACCCUAACCCCAACCACAACCACAACACCAACACCAACACCAACAACCUAGUCUGGUGUCAAAAACAAUGCGGCGUGAACAUCCACAGCUCCUGCAUGAACGAUUGGCUGGCCUCAUCACUCGGCCGAAACCUUGAUCCAACAUGUCCAAUAUGCCGUACAAGAUGGUAG